AUGAGUCAAGUUAAUACGAGCCAAGGACCAGUGGCUCAAGGCCGUCAAAGGAGAUUGUCGUCACUAAGUGAGUUCAAUGAUCCAUUUUCGAAUGCGGAAGUCUACUACGGCCCUCCAACAGAUCCAAGAAAGCAGAAGCAGGCAAAGCCCGCUAAGAUUAAUCGUACGAGGACUAUGAGUGUUUUCGAUAAUGUAUCUCCUUUCAAGAAAACUGGUUUUGGUAAACUUCAACAGACUAGGCGUGGUUCUGAGGAUGAUACCUAUUCAAGCAGUCAAGGUAACCGUCGUUUCUUCAUCGAAGAUGUUGAUAAAACACUCAAUGAACUUCUGGCUGCUGAGGAUACCGAUAAGAAUUAUCAGAUCACCAUAGAGGAUACCGGUCCAAAAGUCUUGAAGGUCGGUACCGCAAACUCUUACGGCUAUAAGCAUAUUAAUAUUAGGGGUACAUAUAUGUUAUCUAAUUUGUUGCAGGAAUUGACCAUUGCAAAGAGUUUCGGCAGACACCAAAUCUUCUUAGAUGAAGCUCGUAUAAACGAAAAUCCUGUCAACAGAUUAUCGAGAUUGAUAAACACCCAGUUUUGGAACUCUCUAACCAGAAGAGUUGAUCUGAACAAUGUGGGUGAAAUUGCUAAAGAUACCAAGAUUGAUACGCCGGGGGCAAAAAACCCUAGAAUUUAUGUUCCUUAUGAUUGUCCAGAACAAUACGAAUUUUAUGUUCAAGCUUCUCAAAUGCAUCCAUCUUUGAAAUUAGAAGUUGAAUAUUUACCAAAAAAAAUAACCGCAGAAUACGUCAAAUCUGUCAAUGAUACGCCCGGUUUACUAGCAUUAGCUAUGGAAGAGCAUUUCAAUCCUUCUACUGGUGAAAAAACUCUCAUUGGUUACCCUUAUGCUGUUCCUGGUGGUAGAUUCAAUGAAUUAUAUGGUUGGGAUUCCUACAUGAUGGCAUUAGGUCUCUUAGAAGCCAACAAGACUGAUGUUGCAAGGGGUAUGGUAGAGCAUUUUAUUUUCGAGAUCAAUCACUAUGGCAAAAUAUUGAAUGCUAACAGAAGCUACUAUCUAUGCAGAUCACAACCUCCAUUCUUAACUGAAAUGGCCUUAGUAGUAUUCAAAAAACUUGGUGGUAAGAGUAAUCCCGAUGCUGUGGAUUUGUUGAAAAGAGCUUUUAAAGCCAGCAUAAAAGAGUAUAAAACUGUUUGGACCGCAUCUCCAAGGCUUGAUCCAGAAACAGGUUUAUCCAGAUACCAUCCUAAUGGUCUCGGUAUUCCUCCAGAAACUGAAAGUGAUCACUUCGAUACCGUUUUACUACCAUAUGCAUCGAAACACGGCGUUACAUUGGAUGAAUUUAAGCAACUUUACAACGAUGGUAAGAUAAAGGAGCCUAAAUUGGAUGAAUUUUUCCUUCACGACCGUGGCGUUAGAGAAUCUGGACAUGACACCACAUACAGAUUUGAAGGCGUAUGUGCCUACUUGGCCACUAUUGAUCUGAACUCCCUUCUUUACAAAUAUGAGAUUGAUAUUGCAAACUUUAUAAAGGAAUUCUGCGAUGAUAAAUAUGAAGAUCCUUUGGACCAUUCAACAACAACUUCAGAUACGUGGAAAGAAAUGGCUAAAAUCAGACAGGAAAAGAUUACGAAAUAUAUGUGGGAUGAUGAGUCGGGCUUUUUCUUCGACUAUAACACAAAGAUCAAACAUAGAACGUCAUACGAAUCGGCAACUACAUUUUGGGCCUUAUGGGCUGGACUUGCAACGAAGGAGCAAGCGCAGAAAAUGGUGGACAAAGCAUUACCUAAGUUGGAGAUGCUUGGAGGUUUAGCGGCUUGUACAGAACGUUCUAGAGGCCCAAUUUCUAUUUCGAGACCGAUUAGGCAAUGGGACUAUCCAUUCGGUUGGGCACCUCAUCAAAUUCUUGCUUGGGAAGGUCUUCGUUCUUAUGGUUAUUUAACUGUGACGAAUAGGCUAGCUUACAGAUGGCUUUUCAUGAUGACAAAGGCUUUUGUUGAUUAUAAUGGUAUUGUAGUUGAAAAAUAUGAUGUCACAAGAGGGACAGAUCCUCACCGUGUCGAAGCGGAAUACGGUAAUCAAGGUGCUGACUUUAAAGGUGCCGCUACUGAAGGCUUUGGAUGGGUCAAUGCCAGUUAUAUUCUUGGUUUGAAGUACAUGAACAGUCACGCAAGAAGAGCGCUUGGUGCUUGCAUUCCACCAAUAUCAUUCUUUAGCAGUUUAAGACCUCAAGAAAGAAACCUUUAUGGACUAUAG
This is a messenger RNA of Saccharomyces paradoxus, 2256 nucleotides long. It is a transcript of the gene NTH1, whose product is annotated as alpha,alpha-trehalase NTH1. The transcript has a single exon. Gene Ontology annotation, cellular component: cytoplasm. Gene Ontology annotation, biological process: trehalose catabolic process. Bases 1 to 2256 code for a protein of 751 amino acids. Gene Ontology annotation, molecular function: calcium ion binding; alpha,alpha-trehalase activity. Lineage: Eukaryota; Fungi; Ascomycota; Saccharomycetes; Saccharomycetales; Saccharomycetaceae. The record is from RefSeq and is a predicted model, not a curated record.